CAUCAGAGUAGUGGCAGAGGAAAGUUAGCUCGCUAGCUAGGGAAUACCUACCUCAACCGCCUACACUUUUUUUCUGAAAAAAAAAAGAAUACAUUUCUCUUUUUCUUCCAGUUCUUCAUCAUAAUAAAACAUUGACAGGUGUUCAGCGGAUCGCCUUUGUAUCAACAGCAAGCUGAACGUGCCAGGGCUUUGCUCUCUAAAAACGCUAGCGCACUUGAAAAUUGUACUUCCGCAUACAAUGCCAAUGUUCUUUUCCACCAACAAGCGUCAACUUUCGACCGGGAAACCAUAUUAGACGUGUCAACUCAGCUAAUUUAUUUUAAGCCUGGCCUGUAAGGAGCUCAGGGCUCAGUCUUUGCCAUGAGUAUCAUCGGAGCGGAAGAUGAAUUCUUUGAGAAUGACUUGAAACAGACAGUGGAUGACCAGAGCAGUCACUUUAACAGCGUAGAGCUGCUGAAGGAUCGUCCCACUCACCUGCUGGUCUUCCUGCAGCACGUGAUGUUGCAGUUUGACUGUUUGCCCUUGUUAUGCUACCUUCACGCAGACCUCUUAAAGAACCUCAGUGCCAAAGAGACCAAAAAGCAGUUUGUGGAUUUUGUCAACACUUUCCUGGACAAGGGGGCGAUCCUGCGAGUACCGGUGUCAGUGCCCUCCUACGUGUCCAGUGAUUUGGACCGCCCACGUCCAGAGCUCGAGGAUGCUCAGAAGCGCUAUGUCAUGGAUGUGCAGGCCCUGAUGUUGCCUGAGAUCAUGAGGCAACUUGAGGACUUCAGGCAGAAGAGGAUGAUGGGAAUGACGCCCAGCGAGCACGAGCUGAUGGAGGUGGAGAACCACCACCCCACGGAGAGGAUCCCCACGGAGAUGAAGGAGAAGGCUGUGGCCGAGAACCUGCUGGAGAAGCUGUCUGACAUCCAGCCCACAAUCGGCAUGGAAGAGGAGAAAUAUGCCGCCAUCUUCACAGCGGUGGUGUACUACAUGAAGCACCUGGGCGUGAAGAGCCGGACGGCCGACAGCAAGAAGUCCAGGGGCUUUUUCAGGAAAAAGAAUCCCCUGAGGAUAUUUGAAGACUCCACCAAGUCCAAGCAGAGAUUCCCCAACAUCCCCUGGAUAGGGGGCAGUAAUGAUGUCAAACCCAGUAGAUUGGAGAAUGAAGGUGAGAAAGAGAAAGUGGCCCCGCCCUCCCGCAUCGUGGCCCCUGAGCCCACCCCAGCCCCCCCCAUACACAGGAAAUCGGGGGCCAAUGCGGCAAGUCUCCAGGUGCCAGAGAGCAGCGAUGGGCUAGGGGUCAGCAUCGGUCUGACCUCGAGCCCAGACCCCUCCCAGACUGACACUGGCCCAAGCAGCAGUCGCCCCGAUGCCCACCCUGCGACGGAGACGGGGGACCUGUCCCCCGCGGUGCUCAGGCUGUCCGUCUGGGAGCCCCCCCCAACCAACGAAACCCCCCCGGAGGACAGCCAGGACGGAGACAGACGCAAGACAAGGACCGGAGUGCGGCGCAGUGAGAGCAUGCAUGUGGAGAGGCGCCGCUCAAAGCGCGGCUCCGGGCGGGAGAAACAGUCCCGCUCCCGCAGCGACGUGGACCUGCAGGCCGCCUCCUCCAUCGUGCACCCCCUCUCGCCCUCCCCCCACCACGCCUCCUUCUCGGACAGCGGGGCCAGUCCCUUGGAGGGCCCCCUGGCUGCCGCGGGCCUGGCCGCGCCCCAGGAGGAGGUGGAGCCCAGGCUGCUGGAGCUGGAGCAGGACCCGCCCAACUGGAGGGAGCAGGCUUCCAGCGCCACCCUCAGCAACCUGAGCAAGAAGGAGAUCAAGAGGCAGGAGGUCAUCAACGAGCUGUUCAUCACGGAGCACGCCCACGUGCGCAUGCUGAGCGUCCUGCAGAACGUCUUCUUCCGCCCGCUGGAGCGCAAGGAGAUCAUGACCCUCACCGAGCUGGCCGCCAUCUUCCCCAGCCUGGACGAGAUCAUCGACAUGCACUAUAACUUCUAUGACAACCUGAAGAAUCUGCGCCAGGAAGGCGGCUUUAUCGUCAAGGCCGUCGGGAGGACGCUGCUGAACAGGUUCAGCGGGGCGGAGGGAGACUGGUUUCAGAAGCUGACCGCGCGGUUCUGCAGCCACCAAUCCUACGCGCUGGACCAGAUCAAAGGGAGGCAGAAAAAAGACCCGCAGUUCAACGCCUUCAUACAGGAGGCAGAGAGCAAACCGCAGUGCCGGAGGCUUCAGCUGAAGGACAUCAUUCCCAUAGAGAUGCAGAGACUCACCAAGUACCCGCUGCUACUAGAGAACAUUGCCAAAAGCACAGAGAAUAAGGAGGAGAAGGAGAGCGUCCAGCAGGCUGCCGAGUGCUGUCGCAAGAUCCUCAACCACGUCAACGAGGAAGUGAAAGACAUGGAGAACCUGCUGACCCUGAAAGACUACCAGCGCAGGCUGGACACCUCCGGCCUGAAGCCCAGUAAUGACCUGUAUCUAGAAUACAAGAAUAUUGACCUGACCCAGAAGAAGAUGAUCUACGAGGGACCCGUCACCUGGAGGGUCACUAAGGAGAAAGCUCUGGACGUCCAGUGCGUGCUGCUGGGAGACCUGCUGGUGCUGCUGCAGAAGCAGGAUGAUAAGAUGGUGCUGAAGUGUCAGAGUAAGAGCAACACCGGCGUGCAGGAGGGCAAGCAGAUGCUCAGCCCCAUCAUCAAGCUGGACUCUGUUUUCCUCAGGGAGGUGGCCACAGACCGCAAGGCCUUCUACGUGAUCUUCACCUGGGACAGCGGGGCACAGAUCUACGAGUUGGUGGCCCACUCCCCGGUGGAGAUGAAGAACUGGAUGGUGCUGAUCAAGGACGCGGUGUCAGAGCUGAAGCGCUGCGGUGGCUCCAUCCUGGGCAGGAAGAACCUGGUCCUGCCAGGGGCCGCGUACAGCUCCAGCGCUAAUCAGACUUCGAACAGCUCUUCUGAGAAUGGAGGAGUAACUCCGAAACCCAGCGGUGACAGAGACGGGGACAGUCUGUCUGAAGGCAGAGGAGGAGAGUCUCCCCACGUGCUGAUGGAUCAUCUUUUGGCCAACGGUUUCGACCUCAUCGCCCACAGCAACGCCCCGCAGGAGAAGGUGGCCAACGAGGCACUGAAAGACAUUGAGUCCCUGAGGCAGCUGGUGGAUGGAAGUUCUCCGGAUGAGGCACAGUCAGAAGGGACAGCAACGGAGAAGGAUGAAGGGGCGGAGCCAGACUCAGAAAGCUGUCCAAUAGCAGACAAAGAGGAUGGGCCAAAAGGAGACGCAGAGGUUAAGGCGGGACAGGGUGGCGGGACAGGGGCUUCUACUGUGAUAUCCGUGGAGAAGAUGGAGGAGGCACAGAAGCAGCUCAACAGGCUGGAGACACACCUGAGGCAUCUGCAGAGUGUGGAAGAUGAGUACCACAGGUUACAAGAGCUCCUCUCCAAGUUCGUAAUCUCUGGGGCUCACCUCCAGUGA
This is a messenger RNA of Megalops cyprinoides (Indo-Pacific tarpon), 3456 nucleotides long. RefSeq names its product rho guanine nucleotide exchange factor 1-like. NCBI's taxonomy places the organism in Eukaryota, Metazoa, Chordata, Actinopteri, Elopiformes, Megalopidae. Bases 361 to 3456 code for a protein of 1031 amino acids. Gene Ontology annotation, biological process: G protein-coupled receptor signaling pathway; intracellular signal transduction. The record is from RefSeq and is a predicted model, not a curated record. Gene Ontology annotation, molecular function: guanyl-nucleotide exchange factor activity; G protein-coupled receptor binding. Gene Ontology annotation, cellular component: cytoplasm. The transcript is spliced from 31 exons.